AACAUUAUAUUCCAGAUUUGUGUGUUUGGGAGAGGUUACAGGCAUAUGCAAAACUGAAUGAUAAAACAAAGAGGACACAACAAACAGUGCAGAAACUUGAAGGUUAAAAUAUGAGGGACUAUGAUGAUAUCACAUCUUUUCUGGGAACAUGGGGUCCGUUCCAGCUGACUGUUUUCUUUGCAUUGGCUAUAAGUAUUCUUCCAAAUGGUUUUGUGGGCCUCUACAUCGUUUUUGUGGGUGAUACGCCAUCUCACGAGUGUCUGAUCCCUGAGGAGUACAACAUCAGUGCCAUGUGGAGAGAAGCUGCAAUCCCAACGGUGAUGGAAGAUGGCGUUUUAAAACGCAGUUCCUGCUCCAGAUACAAAAUGGAAACUCUGAGAAAUUUUUCCAUGCUUAAUUACAUCCCAAAUGUGGAUGUCAAUGUCAGCGAGAUAGAGAUGGAGUCCUGUGUGAAUGGCUGGAACUACAGUAAAGUGAUUUAUGAGUCUACGAUAGUGACAGAGUGGGACCUGACUUGUGAGAAUGAGUACAAAGGCCCUCUGACCUCAUCUAUAUACUUCUUCGGUGUGUUGGUGGGGACCUUUCUUUCAGGACAGAUGUCUGACAGGUAUGGCAGAAGACCUAUACUGUUUGCCAUGAUGGCCAUGCAGACAGUAACCAUCCUUAUCCAGAUGUUUUCUCCAAGCUGGGAAAUCUUCACUGCCAUCUACUUCUUUGUGGGAUUUAGUGGUUUUUCUAAUUAUGUUGUAGCAUAUGUCCUAGGCUGUGAAAUUCUAAGUCCAGCGAGUCGGGUGGUGUUCGGUUCUCUGGGUAUCUUCAUGGGAUCUGGAAUUGGUCAGAUGUUCUUUCCUUUAGCAGCUUAUUUCAUCCGCAGCUGGCGAUGGCUGGUGCUCACAAACGCCCUCACUGGACUCCUCUAUGUGCCACUGUGGUGGUUUAUUCCUGAGUCUCCCAGAUGGCUGCUCUCUCAGGGAAGAAUAGAGGAGGCUGAGGCCAUACUGAGACUCGCAGCUAAAAAGAACAAAGUCACCGCACCUGAGGUCAUCUUCACUUCAUCUGAGAUUGAGGAAGCAGCAAAGAUGAGGAAGAAAAAACAUAAUAUUCUGGAUAUUCUAAGGAACUGUAAUGCUGUUUUAACCAUCAUGAUCUGUUCACUUCUGUGGAUGGUCAUCACCAUGUCUUACUAUGCUCUCAUUCUCAACACCACAAACCUUCAUGGAAACCCGUACCUGAAUUAUUUCCUGUCUGCGGUGGUGGAGGUCCCAGCUUUCAUCAUCGCCAUGUUGUUGCUCAGAUACUGCAGCAGGAGAUUCUGUCAGUCGUCCACUCUUCUUAUGGGUGGAGCGAUGAUCUUCAUCGUACAGCUCAUUCCCAAAGAACUAAUGGAGUUGGCGACCUUACUGGAGAUGCUGGGAAAACUGGGCGUUACGGCAGCGUUCUGUGUAGUUUAUGCCGUGACUUCAGAACUGUUUCCGACCGUGGUGAGAAACAUGGCCAUGGGAACCUGCUCCAUGACAGCUCGCAUAGGGAGCAUAGUGUCUCCCUUCAUCAUAUACCUGGGUAACUACUAUAGAUACAUUCCUUAUAUUGUCAUUGGAAGCCUGGCAGUGUUUUCUGGCUUAAUUACUUUACUGUUACCAGAAACUAGAGGAAAAGUUCUCCCUGAGACCCUCGCUCAGAUGCAGCGAAUAAAAGGGCUGAAGAGCUCUGAGAAACAGGCUGCAGUGAUGAGGACAGCAGAUAAAAGUAAAGUCAUCAAAGAAGUGAAACUAUAACAACUGGAGAGUAAAGACAAAACGUUGUCCCGUUAAUCAAAUGACUUGCCCUAACCCUAAAUCAUUAAUCAUAAAAUACUGUAUCCUGUUGGCUUCACAUCAUGACAUAUAUUUGGCUUGGCUCUCUGCCUUUCAUUGGCAGAGUAUGCGAGACAACUGAAGUUAGAAAUCCACCCUCAUGUGACUUCAUGAUGCUGUAGGGGUUUGAUAAACUCUUGAUCUGUUCUUUUAAUAUCUGCCAUAAUGGCAUCUUGUCUCUGCAAGCUCUUGGCACAGAUCGCCAGCUAUUAUCUGGACUGCCACGCCAGACUUUAACAACCAGCAAGAUCAGCGUACAGACGGCCAUAGAUGAGCCAGUCAUCCACUACUGUCUGAACCAAACGGAUGGAGCAGAAUGCAAAAUAUUCUGAAUGAUAUCAAUCCACAGUCUGGUUCGUUUGGCCAGAGGAUAACUGGUCCCCUGGUUUUUUCUUCAUUUCUGUCACCUGAUGGAGUUUGGGUUUCUUGCCACUGUCGUCUCUGGCUUCAUCAUUCUGGGACACUAAAUAUUCAACAAUAUUAUAGAUUUAACUGCACUGACGCUAUUGGAUGAGAACAAAACUUGAACUGAAUUGAUCAGCUUUUUACAGCUAACAGGGAACGUUCUCAGAACUUUGGCUAACGUUCUGGCAAGGUUCUCUCAAAGUUAUGAACAAAUGUUCUUCCAGUAACAUUAAUAGAACGUUUUUUUUUUUUUUUUUCAAAGUUAUCUGGUCUUUAAUAAUGUUCUCAAAACAUUAGAACAAAAGCAUUUUUUAUACAACGUUUUAGUUGGACUUUUGUCUAAUGUUUUUUUUUUUUUUUUUAAAUGUUACUACUUGUUUCACAAAGUUCAGAGAACAUUCAAAAUUAAUGUUUCCAUAAUAUUUGCAAAAUGAUAAAAUGAUGUUUUGAACAUUCAGAAAUAAUGUUUUCAUAACUUAAUGGGAACGAUUAUUGUUAGCUGGGUUUAUUAGCUGAAUUGAAAUCAUUCCAUUAUUAAUGAACUUUGAAACGAGUUUUUAAGCCACUCAGAAUUCAUCGUAUUCAGAACUGCCCAUAAGCGAAGAUGACACUUUUCACAUUAUGUGCCACGACAUGCGCCAACAAAGCAACUGUCAUUGAGAUGAUGGAAACACUAACCGCUUCCUUCAGGAAAUACUGACCUCCUUUAAUCAGAACGACUAGGUUCUUUGGAAACUCGGACAGGAGAUGAUAAAGGUAGUCAUGUUAACAGUGCGGUCUAAUCAUUAAAGGAGCCAGUGCUGGUCAAGCUAUUCAAAAAAGGCAAGCUACAAAUUAACUCUUGAAAAUGUCUUGAUCUGCUAGGAGUGCUGUAGAUAAUCAAAUCAAAUUAAAACAUGCUUCAUGCCCUAUAUAUAUGUAUAUAUAUAUACGUCUAUAAAGUUGACUUGAAUUUGACAUUUUUGACAUCAUUCACACCACUGAUGUAUUUAUAGUAUACUAGGGUGUUUCUAUAGGCAGUUGGGUGUUCUGAGUGGUUGCUAGGUACUUUAUUUCUCUGUUAGCUGUUCUUUCUUAUUUCUGUUCUUUAGACAGAGACGAUAAAACAACCACUCAUUUUAGCAGAUAAAUUUAUUAGGAUACAUUGACAAAUGUGUGUCCACUCUGAACUGAGCACUUUCAUCCUCAUGUGUUUCCCCAAGAUUCACUAUAUAAAUGAAAAACUUAAGUACAGUAUUGCUUCACUUUUAUUUAACACAAUAUUACGGUAACAGCUUCACAUAAAAAUAAUAUAUUCGUAACUGUAAGGGUGUAAUGCAUGACAUUUGAACAGUAGGCUAUGAAAACCAACACAAAAAACAGUGUUAUUAUGGUGAAUUGCUUGUGACACUGUAAUAUGUUCCCUAUAUUUCCUGUUCCAGUAAUGCCAUUAAACAUUUGUCUGAAGCAUUUGCAUUUCA
Molecule: messenger RNA, 3718 nt
Organism: Ctenopharyngodon idella (grass carp)
Lineage: Eukaryota; Metazoa; Chordata; Actinopteri; Cypriniformes; Xenocyprididae
Gene: slc22a4
Product: solute carrier family 22 member 4
Exons: 10
Coding region: 111-1775 (554 amino acids)
Biological process (GO): transmembrane transport
Cellular component (GO): membrane
Molecular function (GO): transmembrane transporter activity
Source: RefSeq, a predicted model, not a curated record